This is a messenger RNA of Thamnophis sirtalis, 825 nucleotides long. NCBI's taxonomy places the organism in Eukaryota, Metazoa, Chordata, Lepidosauria, Squamata, Natricidae. The record is from RefSeq and is a predicted model, not a curated record.
ACCGACCGGGUUGUCCUCUCCGCCGCCAGCGACCGGAGCCGGGAUGCGGCUGUUACGGACCGGCCUGGGCUUCCUGCUGCGCCCGGGGAUCCGUCGCGGACCCGGGCAGCCACUCUACCAGCAAGGCCAGAGCCCCUCGCCGCGCACCCGCGAGUACUUCUACUACAUCGACCACCAGGGACAGAGACCAGCAGUUCUUGGUCUUCUUCUUCAAGCAGCUGAAGCUGAACCGCAGCGGCCGCUACGAGGACUCCUUCCCUUACCUGUCGCCCUGCGGCCCGGAGCACAACUACGUCCGUUGCGAUGACCGGCCCAUCGUCUUCACGCACCUCCUGGAUGGACCCUCGGGCCAGCAGUCGCUGUCCUUCUGCGGGGGCUCAGAGCGCCUGGCCGUGCCUUUCCAGCCGGAGCAGCUGGUCAUGCUGGCCGAGAACGGGCGGGUCUAUCACCCGGGUCCGGAGAAGGCUGGCGGGGUAGGAUUGGUCAAAUCAUCCUUGGCCUUUGAGUUGAGCCCUUGCUUUGAGUACCAGGACGGACCCGGUCAGCCGCCCACUCAUUUCCGCUGGCAGGAGAAGAGACACGCGCUCACGAACGAGCUGCUGCGGUUGAUCUGACGCCGUUGUAGAGCGAGGAACGCCUUCCAGUGGUCUUCUUGUUGGCACCCUCGGCUUGACAUCAACCCAAAUUAUGCCCCACCUGCCGUUCCAGGUGCCCCGUUUUUCCCAGGAGACCAACUCAAGAACGGGGUUGGAAGAGUCUGUCCAGAACCCCAGGAGGGCAAGGAUCCCGGACAAACUCUCUUGGAAUAAAAACCGUUUCAUGGUU